Molecule: messenger RNA, 8146 nt
Organism: Amoebophrya sp. A120
Lineage: Eukaryota; Dinophyceae; Syndiniales; Amoebophryaceae
Source: the annotation of a GenBank genome assembly
GCUCCAGUUCAGUGCCCAGUGCGGCAGCAGGAUAUCAUAUUGUCACAGCACCCCAUUGUACUUCAUAUACCAUUUUGGGCAAAUACAGGAGAAUUUUCGUACUUUUGCUGCCCUCCAUUCUGCUCACAGAUAGAGCUUUCUUCUUGGAAGAUCCCAGGCGGAGGUCUACUGUGUAAGAGUAAAGAAAUAAGAUAUCAGCGACUACAAAUAAAGUACAAGUAGUUUCAUUCCAGCGCGAGAAGGUUCCUUACAACUUCGACAGGGAGUUACUUACUGCUUCCACUUCGUUGAAAAAGUCCAUAGGUUAAGCCGUCUGUAGUCCCGUUUUCUUGUUCCUCCUUUUUGUAGCAAAAGAGUAUGGCCGACUUUAGCGAUUUGCUGGCGCUCGCGCCCAAGUCGCAGCUGGAGUUUGUCGGGGGCAGCACUGCAGGCGAGGAGCAGACGCUGGAAUUGAAAAAUGUCAAUUCCAACCCAGUAGCCUGGAAAGUGAAGACCACCGCACCGAAGGCGUACCUCGUGCGCCCGAGUUCAGCGCUGUUGAUGCCGGGCGACACCGCUGCUGUGCAGAUCUGCUUGCAGGCCAGCAGCGCGCCACCAGAUUUCUCCACACACCGGUUUCUCGUGCAGGUAAUGGAGAUUCAUUUUGGAGUGCGCAGAUCGUCAGCGAAGAUCUUGUAUAUGUGGUCGUGGCUUCGUAAGUGACAAAAGUUAAAUUUACGUCAAAUUUUACUAAGACGCAAACUCAUGUAUGACAUCACAGGCGACAGCGGUUGGGUCGGACAGAACGACAAAUUUGGGGAAAUCGGACUGGGAAAAGCUGCAGAGGGGCGAGAUUAAGGAAGCACGACUCACUGUUGUGGAGAAGCAGCCAGCUGCAGGGGGCGUAAAGAAGGGUAUAGUAGAAUCAGCACAUACGUCGAAAACCUUCAGUUCUUGCAGAUUCGCACUUGCAGAUUAGGUUCAGUGUGCACUCAAUGACUUUGGUUUUUCUUUUUGUCCUGUUUUUACUUACCUAUCAGCACCGUAAGAAAUAAUGCGGAAUCUUCGAUUGAUAUCAUGCAGGUGGCGAUCUGCAGAAGAACUAUGAUGAAUUAGUGGGAUAGGAGGGAGGUGACCCGUCUACCACCUUUUUCCAAUGUUAAAAGGGGGAAUGGAGGUGAGCCGGCUGCCAUCUUUUUCCAAUGUUCAGAGGGGGAAUGGAGGUGAUCGAUCCGGCUGCCAUCUUUUUCCAAUGUUAAAAGGGGGAAUGGAGGUGCCCCGGCUGCCCUCUUUCUCCAAUGUUAAAAGGGGGAAUGAAGGUGGGCCGGCUCCCCUCUUUUUCCAACGUUACAAGGGGGAAUGGAGGUGCCCCGGCUGCCAUCUUUUUGCAAUUUUAAAAGCGGAAGGUCGCCAAUGGCUACGGCGUCCGCGAUCCGUAGACGUCCGGCAAGCCUUGGAGGCGCAAGCGGCCGAGCCGCCGACUUUGGCAGCGACUCCAGCGCGCCGCUUUCGGCGCACCCCGCCGCACCGUUUUCGCCACAGUUGCGCAGACUGCUGCCGCAGUGCAGUGCCGCCCUAAUAAAGGCGACCCGGCCGCUUGGUCUCCCCUCGGUCCCGAGUGAGUAAGAACAUCCCGGCGCCAGUCUUUUCGUUUCCGAAUAAGAAAGCGGCCGCCACGUACGGAGGAGGAGGAGCCCCAACCCCCGAAGGAGGUGGUCUGAGGUCCGGAGGAGGAGGUCCGGCCUCCGGCGGAGGAGGAGGUCCAACCCCCGGAGGAGGAGGAGGUCCGGCCUCCGGAGGAGGAGGAGGCCCAACCCCCGGAGGAGGUGGUCUGAGGUGCGGAGGAGGAGGCCCGGCCUCCGGAGGAGGAGGAGGUCCAACCCCCGGAGGAGGUGGUCUGACGUCCGGGGGAGGAGGACGGGCCUCCGGAGGAGGAGGAGGUCCAACCCCCGGAGGAGGUGGUCUGAGGUCCGGGGGAGGAGGGCGGGCCUCCGGAGGAGGAGGUCCUUCCAACCUCCGGAGGAGGAGAAGCUCCGGGUUCCAGAGGAGGAGGCCCGGUGACCGGAGGAGGUGGUCAUGGUUUGGACGGAGAAGGCGUUGGGCGUGGGAGGAGGUGGCCCGGUUGGGGGAGGAGGUGGUCGGGGUUUUUGUUGGUGCUCGUGAAAAUUGUUGGGUAUGGACGGUUUUCGCUUCUAAUUACAUUAUGCAGGUGGCGAUCUGCAGAAGAACUAUGAUGAAUUAGUGCGUCAAUGUUUGCCAUGGAUGCAACCAAGCAAAACAACACAAGGCGGAAAGACAUGGCGUUGAAAAUUCUCACACAGAAACUAGAUAGCUUCGCACGUCGGGGCCUGUUUAGGGGGUUUGUCAAUAGAAGCCCGGGCCUCAUCACAUUACAGACAGAAGAGACACACUCUCUCACAGACCGAGUCCGGCAGCGUGCCUCGCAAACAAGGGCGCCACCAGGCUUCACGCGUGCAGGCUGUCUUGGGGUUGUUCGCAGGUGCAAGCACCCCGCUGGCUUUGCAGGCUACUCACAAGCCCCGACGGCUACCAAUUCGCGCUGAAAACAGGCCACGCAAGAAAUCAUCACUCAGCCCGCAGCCCCAUGCAAGUCCCCGGAGCUGCUGCCCCGGAGCCCUGGCGCCAUGCGUGCCGCGUGGUGAGGCGGCCGGGGCGUCGCGAGUGAGCCAGCACGGGGGUAAUAGCUGGUAGCGGGCUGCGGCUUGCCCAGGGUCACAGCCCGCCGCACUGGGCCGGCCCCGGGGCCUGUGCGGCGGGAAAACCCCACCGGGGCCCGAGAUGGGAAGCGGGAAAACCUGUAAUGGCAACCGAGAAAACCUCAGUGGGCCCCGAGGCCUGUUGCGCGUCACUGACUUCGGGCGAGCAUUUGCGCCGCGCCGGAAACCUAGAGCACAUUGGCCGGCGGCGGUAUGAAAAAAAAAAAAGCCGGCGAACAAAAGUAGAGCGCGCGAGGCUGUCGCCCGCGCGGCUCAAUUGCUGAAAUAUCUAUGGCAGGCCGUGGCGGAAGCUAUUGAACCGCGCUGCGGCAAGCUAACAUGUCACCAGCACGGCCCGGCCCGCGGCCCAGGAAAUGGCUGCCCAACCUAGAGCCCCCUCCUAUCUCGGUAGAAUAUAAGUCGAGCACACCAUGGGGGGGGAUUUUACCACCGAUGGCGCCCGACAUUUAUAAGAGGCGAGCCCUCGGCGCGCAGCUGUGGGCGUUGUCGCGGCCUGUUUCGGUGCGUGGCAGGCUGGGCCCAUUGAAAAAGCAGGGCGGGGGGCCCAUGGCGGGCGGCGGGCUUGGGUUUGCACAGGCGCACACCCCUAGAAGGCGGGCGCGCGCAAGAUGAAACCCUCAGCCCGUUGCGUUUCGUUCUCGCUUCGGACCCUAAGCCGCUGUCUGCAGGCAUGGAUGCCCAAGACAGAGCAGGGCGGCAUGGCCUGGCAAGUAAGCGCAUAACCCGAAGGGUGUAUGCGAAGAAGCUCGGUGGCCCUCACGCUGGGGGUUUACUUCUGUGGGGCAAGUUCUGGCCCUGGCCUUGUGUGCCCGCUGCUAUUUGCUGGGCCACUUCUUGCGUGGCGAAUAGCCCAAGCUUUCGCACCUUUUGCGUGGCAAGUAUGUAUCUGCUGGCGGUUUUUUUUAUUUAAGUCCAAAGCAAUCCCGGCAGUGAGUGCGGACCCUUCAAAUGCUGCGCCUGCUACAACUUUCAAAGAAACACCUCAAAGGCCGGCGGCGUCAUGCUUGCCGUCGACCUUUGUGGUGUUUCAAAAUCUUGCCACAACAUGCCGGAUGCUGUCGGCAUUUCCGGGUCCUUCAGGCGAUGGCAGCGCCCGGCCACUUUGUCGCGGCUAUACCGGUACGACCCGCCGGCGGAUAAGCCGGGGGGGGGCCCCCCCCCGGCUUAUCCGCCGGGGGGGCGGAUAAGGAUUUCAUUGUUACCCCACUCUUAUGCAGGUGGCGAUCUGCAGAAGAACUAUGAUGAAUUAGUGGGAUAGGAGGCCACACCGGGAGCAGCCCCCCGGCCGGCGCGCGAGGUCCCGAAACCAUGCGGGAACUGGGGCGGCCUCGCCCGGGUCACCCAUCUGCGCGCCCCCGUGCGGGUUUUCAGUGCCUUGGGCUUUCUUUUCUUGCUUGGGUGUGAAAUCUUUUCCCGGGGGUUCUGCCCUUUGUUUUGUUUGUUUAUCUUUCGGGCCCUGCAGGUGGUUCUGCGGUCUUUGGGAAGUGGCGUAAGGGAGCCAGUUGGGUCGUUGAAGAAAGUCGCUCGGGCGGCUCUCGGUGCGUGGAUCGCUCGCUGUUCGCUCGUUGCUCUCUCGAUGGGCGCCUCCCCCUUCCCCGGGGGUUGUGCUUGGCGCCACGGGCCAAGGCGCGGCGCGCCUUUGGAAAAUAAAAAAACGACCGAGGCAGGUCCGGCGAGGAGCGAACACGAAGGCGGGGGGCGUUCGGGCUGCAGCGCCCGCGCCCGCGGUUUUGGCCCCCCCUUGGUCGGGCUGGCUAUGGCUUGGAAAGGUCAGCUUUUUUAUUCGGUACCGAUAUGGGCGCGCGGCUCCGCGUGCUCGCGGGCGCGCCGAAAACAAAAUCGCCGCCGCCUCCAUUAGAGGGACUCCGCGCCCGGCGCGGUUCCCGCUAGAGGAGGUCGGUGCCUGGUUUUCUCGGGAUCCGGCCUCGGCCUUUUUUUAUCUCUCUGCGAGAUGUUCUGCACACGCCGGGCGGCCCGCGCUCAUUAGUGAACGUAGCGCCGCGCCGGCCCUUCUAUACCUCGGGGCGCGGUGGCUCCUUCACUUGGGUGGCCCCGUGGGGCAUAUGUUUUAUCUACACCUGCGCCGGGAAGAUGGUUCGCCCAACCUAUCCCGGCCCCUUUAUAUUAUUUUCUUCGUUUUAUUUAUUUCCUUCCCUGUGGUUUUCGUUUUGCCAGCCUUACAAAUCCGCGACGUCGAGGUCCUCCGCUGCGCCUUCCACGGGGGCGUCCGCGGCCUCGUCCACGUUCGCAUUCACGGCGCCGCUAAACUCGGCAAAGGAGGUCCCCCCGGUGAACAGCCCCUGCAGUGGGUGUUCGUUCCGCGGAACCUCCUCCGCCCUGAAGCGGCCCGUCUCCUCGUUCACCCCCAAGCGCAGCAUAUGGCGUUCUCAAAUGUUACGUUCUCAACCGUUACGCGAUUUGUCAUGCAGAAUUCCAAUCAGAAUCGACGCGACCAAAUUGCUUCGCAUGACAAAUGCCCGAAGGGACAAACAGGAUGAGAGUCUCUCUGUGCCGAAUCUGUCACGCAAAAGGCACAGGCUUCCCCCUUUCAGUUUUGCUAUUCUUGCUGCACAAAUUCACGCAGCAGCUGGGAGCGUAACAGUUGGGAACGCCAUCGGCCCGGCAAAUGGUGCGGAACAGCUGCUCCAGCUGCGGACAAUCACCGAUGUCCGCCUGUGCGGCGGACGCGGACAUCCAGUACCCCAGUGGCCUGACCGAGGUGUUCGGAAGUUUGAGCUUGGGUCCAUACUUCUUGAACUCCUCGGUCUUGAGUUUGAGCUUGGGAUUAAAUACAAAGAAGGGCAAAGAUGAUGAUGUCGCUAGGGCGUGAUUCCUAACGUUAAAGAAGGCCUCUUUACGUAGCUAGUUAUUGCUUUUCAAAUGGACCCAAAAUAGGAGACCUAUGGUUCGGGUGUGAAUUUCUUCACCCAGCUUCUGUUCCCUUCCUUGAGUUGCUGCGGUGUUGAAGUUUACACCUAUGCUCGACUGUGCAAGAGGGUUUUUGCCUUACCCCUCUAAGGUCUCAGGAAUCACGCAGCCACACUGUUUCCAAACCCACGCCGACACUACCAAAAAGACUUUUUGAUAUAGAAUGAAAAAGCCACAAAGAAGCAUGCUGCAGGGGGAAGGGAAAAGGCUUGCAGCUACUCAAAAAGCGCGGCCAAGCAUAUUUAUCAGAGGGCUUGCCUGGGGGUAGUUUCUGCAUAGUUGCCGUGCUUGCGUAUUUAUAUCGUAAUAAAGACGUAGAAGAGCAAGGGCGCGACUUGGUCGGCAACUGCCCCCUUCUCUGCCUUCCUCCUGCAGCAAUACUUCCAAAAAGAGCCUAUGCACAGCCAACAUUCCGCCGCGCCCAGCCAUGCAUGUCGUGGCACUUCGACGUCCCAAAGGUUGCCUCUUCUAAACUCACAAGCGUGAAUUGAGAUUUCCCGACCUUUAGGCUUAGCAUUUUAGGCGUGAGGGGCGGGGCAGUGGGCCACUAGGAGGAACAGGUACAGAAUCACCACCGAAAAUGGGAGUGUGCUGCAGCCUUCGCGUUACAUUACCACGGUUGUCGACUCCCACGCUCAGCUGGGGUGGAGGCAACCCGGUGGUGUGACUAGCUGCGUACUGACCAAUGUGAGCAACCGUAGCAUUGUCGCGAGGAGGAGGGAACAGCAGUCCGGAGACCGGUGGAUUCGCAACGCGAGAAGCCGGAGAAGGGGUCAGACCGCAACCUACAGAACACGAAUUGGAACCGUGAUGAAAUGAUGAUGACGAGCCUGGAUCAACACCCUUUCCGAUCUGAAGUUGUCAUUAGAUGCAUUGCAGUUUUAUGUUUGUGCCUAUGUAUUUAAAAAAAAAAAAUCUUCGAUUGAUAUUAUGCAGGUGGCGAUCUGCAGAAGAACUACGAUGAAUUAGUGGGAUACGUCGUUCAGCUGGAACAGGAGACCAUCGAAUUGCAGAAAAAGCUGAAGUCCGCCAAGGCUGGUUACAAGUUGUGGCACAUCAUAAUCUGCGUUCUGAUCGCCUGCGCCGCUAUGAAAUUCUUCAUGUCGCAGGAGAUGUAGAAAGCGCAAGCGCACACGAACUGGUGAUAGUUGUGAAUGGAGACAAGGAACAAAAUUCGGAACGACAGGAAAAACUUCAACUGCAGCUGUUUAAACCACAACAAAAUUGGCGACUACGACAAAAUAAAAACUUUUUUUUCAUGAUGUGAGCCGUCAUUUUUAGAACUUUCUCACCCAAAAACCUACUUUCUAGGCGAAAAACUUUCACAGCCUACGUUGCUCCUUCUACACAGCAGCCAAGCGACCAAGUUGGGAUGAGAAAAUUGCUUUCAGACUAUACUCACCCGGGUUCUGCUCUCGAUUUACGCGCAAUGAGUCAAAACGAAGCAAACCUUAACCCUUUUGACACCGCACCCUUCUCACGACUAACCGCCUUUGCCCUCGCCUUUAUCACUCCCCAAGUAGUGCUACCGCGAAAAAAUUAAUUACUUAUCGCGCAGGAUUCAGUUACUUACAGUUUCAGCUUCACAGCCUACCUCUAAAUACAGAUACGCUUUAUUCAGAUGUAACAGUACUUUCGAUCAUCGAUUUCGUAGAGAGUACAGCACCACCAAGUCAGUAGACUCUGGUUUAUUUAUCACGGACACUCAAGGUCCGCUGUUGGUAGAGUAGAUGGAUACAACGCUCAACCCUGGAAACAUUUUUGCUCGUUGUAUCUGAUUCAUCCGUCAUUUCAACAAGUUUGACCAUUCAACAAGCAUUCUUCCGUUUUCAAUUCUAGUCUAACAACAAGUGAUACUAGUCGACACAGUGUUUGUGUGUGUUGUGUCUACGAGAACAAGCAGCACCAUCGAGCUGAGGCGGUAAGUGGGAGUUGUACCGAAAAUUCCUCGCAUAAACGCAAGUUGACCACGCAAACGGCCCAGAGGAGGAGGUAUAAAAUGUGAUUUGACCAGUUCUUCUACAGCCGACGAGGGAGCUCAGAACAACACUUGCUGCGUUCGCAGCUUCUUUUUCGUUUAGUGCUGAAGUCAAGUCUCUGCCUCCAGGAAUGGCAGUAGCGUCAAUAAACGCAAUCAACAGGUACCUUACCAAGAAGCUCAAGUGCGCUUUCUCGUCGACACUAUCUCGGGCAGCCAAAGCAGCUGUGCGCCGGGUUUGCAAGCGAAGAUUUAUACCUAUCGACGGACAAUGGACCCGAUAAAAUGCUGAAAAUGAACAUCACUCUAGAAACAAAAAUAUGAGCCUCAAGCUAUACAGGAUCAUGAUGUAAAAAUAAUCCGGAAGAAAUUCACUUGGCCAUGUUGUAUCAAAAUAAGUUCCAAACGCUACGUAGUGUGUGACGUGGUCUACUUCAUCCACGCCCGGAUGGAGCUCAGGGGUGAACUACCCGAGAGCUUUGCCUAGCCUCGCUUCAGUUCGUGUUCGAGCAAAGAAAUUUUC